Molecule: messenger RNA, 576 nt
Organism: Symbiodinium necroappetens
Lineage: Eukaryota; Dinophyceae; Suessiales; Symbiodiniaceae
Source: the annotation of a GenBank genome assembly
GCGCUUCCCAGCAGCCUGCUGCCCUCCAGGCGCCCGCCGUCGGUGCGCUCCGCUGCCAGCAAUGAGUCUUUCGAAGAAUGCUACGACGAGCUGGAGGAAAUGACGUUGCUGGUGAACGCGAGCACUGCAUUGAUGGACAUCGAGGAGGCCCACCUGCGAUUCGUGCGCAAGACCGACGAGCCCAAGGUGCGGAUGGGCAUGCCCACGCUAAAGCGCUUCGCUCGGCCGCUGGACUGGGUUGGAAUCGACGCCGUCCUGCGCGGUUACGCGCGGACGGUGCGGGAGGGUGCAUGCGGCCAGCAGGUGCCGGAGGAGAAGCAGGCCUUGCCGUCGAUGACGCUUCGUGUGCCCGGGGAAUCGAGGCGGCACCUCCGCGCCAGGCAUGUGUCCAUCAGCUCCCCUUUCCCGCGGCAGCACGCCGCUGAAGAUGUCUUCCUCUUCUUGCACCUGGUCGGCUUCGAGGGACCUCCACCCCCGCCGACGUCUCGCCUGGGGGACCUCGACGAGGACCAGUGCCCACCAUCACCUCCUUUGACGGGCCAGGAGGUGCGAGUGGACCUGGAGCCCACAAGACAG